AUGAGCAUCUCAUCAGACACCAAGCAGACCCCUGCAUGGUCAAGUGAUAGCGGCAACUCAUACGCCAUGGUCAACGAUGGCGCCCAGCGGAACCAUACACAAACACCCGUUGCCGUCGUCGGCAUGGCCUGUCGUCUCCCCGGCCACAGCAACUCACCCACCCUACUCUGGGACUUUCUCCAACGUGGCGGCAUCGCAAAGAACGAACCUCCAGCCACGCGAUUCAGCUUGUCCGGACAUCAUGACGAGCACCGCAGGCCAAGAACGAUGAAGAGUCCCGGUGGCAUGUUCAUGGAGGACGUCGACCCGGAGGUCUUUGACGGGCAAUUCUUCAACAUCAGCCGUGUUGACUGCAUAGCCAUGGAUCCGCAGCAACGUAUUCUUCUCGAAGUUGCGUAUGAGUGCUUGGAGAACGCGGGUAUCCCGCUUGAAGCAAUCAGUGGCAAACGAGUUGGAUGCCUUGUCGGCACAAACAUCGUGGACUAUGCCUCUAUGCAGAGUCGUGACCCCGAGAACCGUCCAGAGUCCGCGACGAUAGGUGUCGCCUGGUCCAUUUUGAGUAAUCGGAUCAGUCACUUCCUCAACAUCCACGGCCCCAGUAUGACAGUAGACUCGGCAUGCUCUGCCAGUCUUGUCGGCGUGGAAGUUGCCUGCCGUUACCUUGACACCCUCCAGGCAGACGGCAUGCUGGUAUCCGGUGCCAGUCUCUGGCUGACUCCCGAGCACAACGAAGAGAUCGGCAUGAUGCGCAUGACACAGUCAGCAACCGGCCGAUGCCACAGCUUCGAUGCCAAGGCAGACGGUUAUGCCAAGGCAGAAGGCAUGAACGUUGUCUACCUGAAGCGUCUUGACGAUGCCCUGCGGGACGGCGACCCGAUCCGCGCCGUCAUCCGCGGCACCGCCACCAACAGUGACGGCCGAACACCUGGAAUCGCCAGUCCCAGCGCCGAGGCCCAGUCGGCUGCCAUCAGGGCGGCAUACGCCAACGCUGGCAUCAAGAACUUCAACGAUACACAAUACCUAGAGUGCCACGGUACCGGCACGCCUGCCGGAGACCCGAUUGAAGUCAGGGGUGCCGCCUCCGUUUUCGCAGGCACCCGCGAGGUCGGCCAGGACCUCGUAAUCGGAUCCAUUAAGAGCAACAUCGGCCACUCUGAGGCCGCGGCAGGCUUGUCGGGUUUGAUGAAAGUCGUACUCGCGCUCGAGCAUGGCAUCAUCCCCGGGAACCCGACCUUCGUCACCCCUAACCCCAACAUCGAUUUCGCGGGCUCGCGUGUUCGUCCCACGCGCAUGUCCAUCAAGUGGCCAGAGACAUCUUUGGACGUCCGCCGCGCAAGCGUGAACUCAUUUGGUUUCGGUGGCUCAAAUGCACACGCCAUCUUGGAAAACGCCCCCUUUGCGACCCAUGUAUCCUCCUACAAGGAGAUCACCUCGGACUUCUUUGGUGAUGACGAUGAUGAUGAAGACGUGAUCGUCGCAGAAGAUGCCCCGUCAAAGGUACUCGUCUUGUCUGCGAAUGAUCAGUCGUCGCUGAAGAGCUACAUCAGCGCGCUCUCGGGGCACCUGAUCAACCCCGGAGUUUCGGUCGACAUUGACGACCUGGCGUAUACGCUCUCAGAGCGCAGAAGCCACCACUACUACCGCGCCUUCCUGACAACAAACUCCAGCAGCAGCAUCGAUCAAGGGAAGAUUCAAUUUGGUCAGAAGGCUGCCUCGAAGCCGCGCGUUGGGUUCGUCUUCACCGGCCAGGGAGCGCAGUGGCCGCAGAUGGGAUCCAGUCUCGUCAAGGCUUUCCCGCAGGCGAGGCAGGUGAUUGAGGAGUUGGACCAGGUCCUCCAGAAGCUUCCUGAUGCGCCAUCCUGGAGUUUGCUUGCUGAGCUGACCGAGGAAAGAAGCUCUGCGGCCCUGCGACAGCCAGAGUACUCCCAGCCUCUUGUAACAGCGUUGCAAUUGGCCAUCCUCGAAGUGGUGAAGGAAUGGGGUAUCAGUCCCGAGGCCGUGGUAGGACACUCAUCUGGGGAGAUUGCUGCUGCCGCCGCUGCCGGCCUGAUCACACCAGACGACGCCAUCAAGAUUGCCUAUUACCGUGGUCAAGCCACCAAGAGGUUCCCUCCCAAGGAGCCACUGGGAAUGUUGGCUGUUGGUGUCGAUGUCGAGACGGUCGAGAAGUACAUCGAACCAGAGAGCAAGGUUCAGAUUGCCUGCUACAACAGUCCUAGCAGUCUUACUCUCUCUGGCGCUGCCGCAGCAUUGAAGUCUAUCGAGGAACGCAUGAAGCAGGAUGGCCACUUUGCCAGGCUGUUGCUGGUCGAUGCUGCGUAUCACUCGGACUACAUGGCGCCAAUUGGAGAGGUUUACGAGAAGAUGCUGAAUGAUAGCAUCAACACAUCUCAGAGCAAGCCGACGGCUAGGAUGUUCAGUUCUGUCACCGGUCAGGUCCUGACCGAGGCGCCAGAUGCCGCGUACUGGAAGAGCAACAUGGUUUCCCCCGUCCGUUUCACCACGGCGGCCAAGGAGCUCCUCCGAGACACACAAACUGGAGUCGAUUUCCUGAUCGAGAUCGGUCCAAGCAACGCUCUCUCAGGUCCCAUCGCGCAGAUCAAGAAGACCCUUUCGGGUGCGGCAGCCGACGCGCUGUACACCUCGGCUUUGAAGCGUGGGCCAGAUUCAAUCCAGUCCUUGUACAACGUCGCGGGCCAACUCUUCCUCCUCGGCGGGACGGUUGAUCUCAGGAAGGUCAACCGAACUCACGAGUCGAGGACGCCGUCAGUUAUUGUUGAUCUGCCCAACUACUCGUGGAAUCACUCCCAGCGGUACUGGCACGAGACGCAGGCCAGCCGCGACUGGCGCUUCAAGAAGUUCAUCAACCACGACCUCCUUGGAUCGAAGAUGAACGGCACCGCGUGGCAGUCUCCCAUCUUCCAAAAGACUCUCCGCCUCAGUGACAUGCCCUGGCUGCGGGACCACAUGAUGGGAAACCAGAUCAUCUUCCCGGGAGCGGGCUACUGUGCCAUGGCGGUGGAGGCCAUGUACCAGGUGUCCAUGGUGACGAAGUGGGAUGGAAAGGAGCCGUCUCGGUACCAGUUCCGCUUCCGUGACAUCCGCUUCCUACGCGCCUUGGUGCUCGAGGAAGAUGAGCCUGCUACGUACACGCUGACCCUGACACCGGCGCGAGGAGGAUCGAUCCGCGACUGGUUUGAGUUCCGUGUCUGUUCGACCAAGGACACGGUCUACACUGAGCAUUGUGCCGGCUUGAUCUCUGUGGAGACUGACUACAAGGAGACGCCGGCCCCUAGCGGCUCUCUCAAGCCCUUGGAGCUCGCCACGCCUGCCAGCAUGAUCUACAAGGCGGUUCGAGAGUCUGGCUACAACUACGGUCCUUGCUUCCAGAAGCAUCUUCUCUUCGAGGCCACCAUGGGCGUGACCGAAAGCCGCUCGACUGUGGCAAUGGAUCCCCCGCCCUCCACCUACGGACAGUCGUUCUAUCCCAUCCAUCCGGCCAGCAUUGAUGCCUGCUUCUAUAUCGGUAUCCUGGCCAUCUCCAAGGGUGACAUCCCCCUGGUGGGAGCCGUACACGUCCCGCAGAUCCUGAGCAGCCUCGUCAUCCCCAUGCGCCGAGAACAACCCGCGGAGGCGAUCGCCCUGGCCUCGGCUCGCUUCCUGGGCAUUGGACGGGAGGAUCUCCACCGCAACUACGGCUCCGACCUGUCUCUAUACGACCCCAAGGACGGGUCGCUCAUCUUCGAGAUGAAGGGGUUGACCACGCGCGACAUCGAGACCAGCGAGGAGGAGGGCGCCAAGCACCUCUUCACCCACCUGGCGUGGGAAGCCGACCUCCCCCUGCUACUGUCCGCACCGGAGCCCAAGCUGCGGCAGUUCUUGAGGGACAAUGACAAGACGACGCAGGACUUGAUUGACCUUGUCGCCCACAAGAAGCCAACGCUCAAGGUUUUGGAGGUUAAUCUGAGCUCAACGGACGCGUCAAGCCUGUGGGUUCAAGAAGAGUCUAACCCCAUCCGCGCCGCCGCAUCUCAGUACAACUUUGCUGUGAGCGAUCCCGCGACGCUGAUCAGCGCCCAGGGUCAGCUUUCGACCCACGCCCCGUCCGCUCAGUUUGGUUUGCUCGAUGUGAAUAGCUCCGCUGCUAUCGUGCCAGACGUCAAGUUUGACCUCGUCAUCGUCAAGGCUUCGGACCGUAUCGAUGCAACGACGCGAGAUCGGGCUCUGGCGAGCAUCUCCCAGUCGGUACAGGCCGGUAGUAUUGUGAUCAGUGUCGGCCAGGUCUUCUCACUCAGCUCGCUGGGCAGUGCUCAAGCCCUCGAUGAUGAUACUUCGAUUGUCCAUGUGCAAAGCGCCGAGAAGGCACAGGAGGUGGCCUUGCCGACUGUCAGCUUCAUCAGCCUCACCGGCUCCGUCCAUGAGGCGUCCAGCAAGAUUCUGGGACACAUCAUCCAAAGUGGUUGGAAUGUCCAGAAGCUCGCUGGUUCUUCUGCCGUCACCGCAGACCAGAUCGUUCUUGUUCUUGACGAGCUGGUGUCGCCCAUCAUGAUCAACCCAGAUGCCAAGCAGUGGGACACUCUGAAGAGUCUCGUCCAGAAGCAAUGCAGAAUUCUCUGGGUUACUUCUGGCGCUCAUUUAGACGUCACAAACCCCAACUCUGCGGCCGUCAACGGAUUCUUCCGUACCGUCCGCGCCGAAGAGGGCGCCCGCCUCGUCAACCUGGAUGUCGAGAGUCCUGCCGGAGAUGCCACCGGCGCCGCCAUCGUCUCCUGCCUCGACGUUCUCUCCCAGCCUGACCCCAAAGACCAGCUCGAAAGCGAGUUCGUCGAGCGCGGCGGAGUCGUUCGUGUCAGCCGUCUGCUGCCGGACUGGGAGAUCACCAGGCUUCAGGGUCAUCACCCCAGCGACCGCAAAACCGAGGUGCUGGACAUUCACGCCAGCGAGACCAUCAUCAACAUGGGUGCGGAGCGUCUGGGUGACAUGGAUUCCAUCCAUUACCACGAGGUGACGGCGGAGCCUCAGCCACUUGAGGACGGCUACGUCGAGGUCGAGGUUUACGCCGCUGGUCUGAAUUAUAAGGACGUCGUUGUAACCAUGGGCAUCGUUCCUGGUGACGAGCGCGAACUGGGCGGCGAGGCGGCUGGCAUCGUGACGAAGGUUUCACCAAGUGUCACCUCUCUCACGGUUGGCCAACGUGUUGUGGUCUUCACCCCGGCGACCAUUUCAAACCGCGUCCGUACCCGGCCUGGACGAGUGCAUGCCCUCCCUGACUGGAUGUCUUUCGAGGAGGCUGCCACUCUGUGUGGUGUUUACUUGACUUCCAUCUACUCAUUGUUCGAUAUGGCUGAUGUGAAGGCCGGUAAGACCGUACUGAUUCACUCCGCGGCGGGUGGUGUCGGCAUCUCAUCUAUGCAGCUGGCUCAGUAUGCUGGCGCGGAGGUCUUUGCGACUGUUGGUUCUCCUGACAAGAGAGAAUUCAUCAAGUCCACUUUCGGUCUAGAGGACGACCACAUCUUCAACUCCCGCGACACAACCUUUGGUGACCAAAUCUUGGCUGCGACUGGUGGCAGAGGAGUCGAUAUCAUUCUCAACUCUCUCACCGGUGACAUGCUGGAUGAGUCGUUCCGCGUGCUCGCCGACGGAGGUAUUAUGGUCGAGAUUGGUAAGAAAGAUAUCUUGGAUCGCAACAGCCUUGCCAUGGAGCCAUUCGACCGCAACAUCUCCCUGAGAGCCGUCGAUAUGUCUCACCAGAGAGCUCCUGAUCAUCUCAUAGCCCGUCUCAUGACCAAGCUCUUUGAACUCCUCGAGGGACGCCACGUCAAGCCAAUCAAUCCCAUCCAUAUCUUCUCCUUCACCGAUGUCGCCAACGCGGUUCGCUAUCUGCGCGCGGGCAAGCACAUCGGCAAGGUCGUCAUUUCAGACGGUCCCGAGCCGAAGAUUUCUGUUCCCGUCCGGCGCGCCCCGAAGACUCUCCACUUCCGCGACGAUGCCACUUAUCUCAUUGUAGGCGGCCUCCGCGGUCUCUGCGGUGCGCUGGCCAUCUAUCUUGCCAAGAGUGGUGCGAAGCACUUGGCGGUUAUCUCCAGAAGUGGGCACACAGACGAGAAGUCCCGUUCUAUCGUCAAGCAGGUCAAGGCCCUUGGAUCGAGCAUCGAUCUCCUGACAGCCGAUGUGACCAGCAAGGGCGACGUCCAGCGGGCAUUCAACCAGACGUCCUUCCCAGUUGGCGGCAUCAUUCAGGGUGCAAUGGUCCUGCGGGACCGACCCUUUGACUCCAUGACACUGGAAGAAUACCACCAAGCCGUCGGCUGCAAGAUCCAAGGCACAUGGAACCUCCACGACGCAGCGGAGAAGCUUAGCCUCCAACUCGACUUUUUCACCAUGCUCUCCAGCAUCUCCGGCGUCAUCGGGCAGCGUGGACAGGCUAAUUAUGCCGCCGCCAACGUCUUCCUGGACUCCUUCGCCGCCUACCGCCGUCAGCGCGGGCAAGCCGCGUGCUCCAUUGACCUGGGCGUCAUCGAGGAUGACGGUUUCAUCGCCAACAACGACGGCUUCCAGGAGAAGCACUUUGACAGCCGGACCUUUAAGGGCAUCAACAACGGCCUUCUUCGGCAGAUUCUCUACUUCUCGAUCCUGCAGCAGGCUGGCAGGUUUCCGGGUUCGCCGUCGGCCACGCAAAUGGUUACGGGCAUCGUUGCGCCGCAGCCCGCUGACUCGGCGCUCUUGCAGGACGCCCGGUUUGCGGCGCUGCGAACCGGGUCGGCUGGAGGCAGGGCGGCUGGCGAGGGUGGUAACAGUGCCAACGCGGAUGUGCAGGCGCUGCUGCUUCUACUGAAAUCGAAGUCUGCUGAGACUUCGGCACAGAUUACAGCGACAGUGGAUGUCGUGAACAAGUGCUUCGUUCGCAUGCUCCGGCUCUCGGAGCCGAUGGACCCCGCCCGACCCCUUUCGGUGUACGGCAUUGAUUCACUGGCCGCGGUGGAGGUCCGCAACUGGUAUCCCGCGGUCAAGCACGCAGCACUGCCAGUAGAUGGCGCAGGUCGCGAUACCUUUUCCAUCAAGCACCUCGUGCUCCUCCUCGCUUUCGUCCCCGCCUUCGCGACAUGGAAACUAUGUGGAGGAUACAACACCUUGGCAGUCGCUCUAUUUACCCUCUUAGUGCCCGUUGUCGCUGCAUUCUGGUAUGUUGCAUCGUGCAUCUCGCCUCCGAUCAACGAGAAAGUUCAGAACCCCGGUCGGCCGGUCGAAGAAUACAUCACCUUCAAGAAUGAGCACGACCGAGACAGAUACUGGGGCAGGCAUAAGAUACCGAUGGGCACUUUCACAAAGAUGUAUUUUGACGGUGAGGUGGAUUUCAAUGGUGAUGCACUUGAGGUCCUGGAGUGGAGGUAUGACUGGGCGAGUUGGAGGUUCACGAGGGAGAUGACGAGGUUCGUGGUGUUGACGUGGCUCCCUGAAGUGAUCUCGUCCUACCUAUUUACACGAGAAAGACAACUGGUAGAAGAUCAGCGCGGUAGCGAUUUUUACUCUUGGUUCCUUGGUCCACGAUUGGCUUACACCUCAGGCAUCAUAUCGGACAUGAACAUCGAGGAAACGCUCGAGGAGCUGCAAGACAACAAGCUUGCUACGGUCUGUGAAAAGAUCAACCUACAACCAGGAGACCGGCUUCUCGACAUCGGUUGCGGAUGGGGUUCCCUCGUAACCUUCGCCAGCGUCAAUUACGGUGCCCUCGCGACUGGGCUUACAAUUGACCCGUAUCAAGCUGAUUUGGGAAACUGGCGCCUCCAAUCAGCAGAGAUACCCGAAACCCAAAGCCGCAUAUGCAAUCGGGUGUAUGAGGGUCCCGACGAAAAGUAUGACAAGAUUGUAUGUCUGCAGUCAUCUGGGCAGGAGGAUUUGAAAGUGGCCGGGUUCUUUGAGCGCUGCUAUGAGAUGCUCGCGGAUGAUGGGAUGUUUCAUGUCGAGAUCACCGCGUCGAGACGUGCGUGGCAAUACGAGGAUUUGGUAUGGGUGUUGUUCUUGAAGAGGCAUGUCAUUCCUUGGAUGACGAUGGGAUGGGACUUGGGGAAGUACGUGACUUCUCUCGAGGAGGCCGGAUUUGAGAUUCAAAGCCUCGACAACAUCGGGCAGCAUUAUUCAGCCACCUUAUGGAGGUGGUACAAGAAUUGGACGGGCAAUCGUGACAAGAUCACAGCCAAGUACGGUGAAAAGUCAUACCGGAUCUGGGAAUACUUCCUUGCGAUGGCGACCAUCUUAUUCCGGCAAGGAACCAUGGGUCGUUGA
Molecule: messenger RNA, 8283 nt
Organism: Colletotrichum siamense
Lineage: Eukaryota; Fungi; Ascomycota; Sordariomycetes; Glomerellales; Glomerellaceae
Gene: Bref-PKS-0
Product: Highly reducing polyketide synthase
Exons: 12
Coding region: 1-8283 (2760 amino acids)
Biological process (GO): fatty acid biosynthetic process; secondary metabolite biosynthetic process
Molecular function (GO): fatty acid synthase activity; oxidoreductase activity; 3-oxoacyl-[acyl-carrier-protein] synthase activity
Source: RefSeq, a predicted model, not a curated record